GCCUGUCAUCUCCAUCAAAUCAUAAUCUCAUAAUUAAAUUUACAACUAAAUCGAUUUCCAGAUAUCCAUUUCGAGUUUAUCACGCCGACUAACUGCAAAAAACGUAUGUUACUUGUACAGAAAUAUACAUUUGCUCAAACGACUAAUGACGACCGAUAUUGGAACUGUAGCAAGAAAUUGUCUUACAAAUGCCCAGCUAAACUGCGCUUUGAUACAGAUGGAAUGCUUGUCUAUUAUCAACUCAAGCACAACCAUACACCUCCGAAGUUCUACAGAGAUAUCAGUGGUAGAUAUAUUAAAUUAUAGAAUGUGAAGUCAUCCUCUAAGUUUCACGGGAGAACUGGGAGUGUGGGAUGGCUAGAAACAAUGUUGAGUGUCCACAAGUUGAAGAACAACAUUUAGCAUAAUUAAGGUUCAUUGCUACCAAUAAAAUUUAGAAAGGGGUCUAGGUCCAAAAUAGAGCCUGGGAAUCUCUGUCGUGGACGAUUAAAUUGGUAAAGAAGAGCGAUAUUGAGAGCAACCGAAUCCUAUGAACGUGAAUGCGUAGAUCUAUAAAUGAAAGUAAUGGCUAGAGUAGUGCUAGGUUUGCGCCAAAUGGAAUUCCGUAAUCUCUGACUCCUAAGAUUUACGGGACGUGAGUAGAGUUCUUGUUGUUGUUGUAGACUUGAGCCAAAAAACAUUCAAAGAUAAAAAAAAACAAUUAUCUAAUACAUUAAUUUAAGCAUAAAUAUGUAGUAGAGCAUUGUAUGCAUUCGAAACUUGACUUGUGCACAAAAAAAUAGAGAAAGUCUUGAGGCGUUUGAGAUAUGGCCUAGGUGAAGGAUGGAAAAGAUCAGUAAGAUGAAAAAGGUGAAGAAGCUAGACAGACUUAGAGAAGAAAUAGCGAUAUUAAAAACACUAGAUAACAGGAGAAGGAUGAUUUUGGGACAUCUGUUACGACAUGAUUAAUUUAUAACCAUAAUAAAUAGAGGAAGACCUAAAAAGUAACUAGUGAAAGCGAAAGCAACGUCGCAUCAUAUGAGGAAGUCAAAAGAAUGGCACAGGAGAUAGUACUGGAUGUACAGCGAAGCGACUAAAUUAUGAAUAUGUAUUUAAAGCCUUAUGUUUUCUCAUUUCAUGUUAUCAUCUAUGGAGUCCUAUUUUUAAUCCUGUGUAAAUUAUAAAUUUAUAAGAGCAACUUAUGCAUCAAAGAAUCCUAUAGCCAUAGUAAAUGGACAUUCGUUUAGUAAGAGCGCCACCGGCAUUUAUUACUGCAGUUCCAGAAAAAGGUUGAAUUGUACAGCAAAAGCUAGAUUCAACCGCAACGGAAAACUUCUCUUCCAUAAACCGACUCACAACCACGAUCCACCGAUAUUUAUUAAAAAUCCGAACGGAACAUACAGUCGAGAGAGAAAUUAUGAUUGAAACGCAAAAAGAUAUUGACACAAUUGUUUCUUGGAAAAACAUAAUGGAAAAUUCCAAAUUAAAGGGCCAUAAGGCUCAUCACAUCAUAUCUAAAGAUAGAGUUGAAGUUCACAGAGGCUGCUACAAAUGUCAUGUCAUGUUAAUUGAAGGUCAGCUGACUUGUUUCUCCCGCGCAUUGUUAAUAUUAUGACAUGUCGGCCCACCCGUGAUCUGCUGAAACAAAACUCAGAACCCUUGUCGGAUUUGUCCGAUGAUGAGUUCAUGCAAAUAUUUCAUCUCAGGAGAUACAUUGUAAAGGGACUUAUAGAAGAACUUUGCCCAUUCAUUCCAAAUCCACGUCGAAGUGAUGGCGUGCCGGCUACCACAAAGAUUCUAAUAACGCUGGCGUUUUACGCAUCGGGCUCAAUACAGACGUUAGUUGGUAAAAGUCCUGUCUAUAAUGUGUCACAGGCUACCGUCUCUAGAGCUGUAAGGCAAGUUACAGAAGCAUUUGAUAAAAUAUAUCACAAGUAUGUCAAAUGGCCUUCCCAACGAAGUGAGAGGCUACUAAUCAAAGCCAAGUUCUGUAGCAAAUUCAAAAUCCCAGGAGUUCUAGGUUGUAUAGAUGGGACACAUGUGGCUAUAUUAAAGCCUUCAUAUAAUAGUCAAAUAUAUGAUAACAUGAAAGGAUCUCAAUCUAUCAAUGUUAUGAUCGUUUGCGAUUCUGAUUUAAACAUUUUAUGUACGGAUGCAAGUAACCCUGGCUCCACUCACGAUUCAACUGUAUGGGAGAAUCAUCCACUGAGUGAACAGUUGAAUAAAUUUUACGAUGACGGUGAACAAGGAUUUUUAUUAGGUGAUAGUGCAUAUCCACUAAGAAGAACUAUGAUGACACCAAUUUUGAAUACAAGGGAAGGAACUCCGGAACAUGCUUAUUAUCUACUACAUGCUGCAGCUCAUAGUACGAUUGAACGAUGUAUCAGCGAUUUGAAAUCACGUUUCAGGUGUUUGCUUCUAGCACGUUCUUUACAUUACAGUCCCACAGUUGCGGGAAAAAUUGUAAAAGCCUGUUGUAUUUUGCAUAACAUUGCAAACGAGGCGAAUUCCCCUGUGCCGGAAAUGACGAUGGAGGAGAUUAGAACGGAAAAACUACGAACACCUCAGGACCUAUGUUUAAGUACUGAAUUGGAAAUGGCACUUGAAAACAGUAGUACAAGUCGGGCUCUGCAAGAAGGAGAAGAAUUUCGUCAAACCCUUAUAAAUAGAUUGUGGAUGGAACCAUAAGCACCACAUAG
Papilio machaon (common yellow swallowtail) is the source of this 2678-nucleotide messenger RNA. RefSeq names its product putative nuclease HARBI1. The transcript is spliced from 9 exons. Lineage: Eukaryota; Metazoa; Arthropoda; Insecta; Lepidoptera; Papilionidae. Bases 1591 to 2667 code for a protein of 358 amino acids. The record is from RefSeq and is a predicted model, not a curated record.